Molecule: messenger RNA, 870 nt
Organism: Mollisia scopiformis
Lineage: Eukaryota; Fungi; Ascomycota; Leotiomycetes; Helotiales; Mollisiaceae
Exons: 2
Coding region: 1-870 (289 amino acids)
Source: RefSeq, a predicted model, not a curated record
AUGAAAGCCAAAUCGCCCACUCAAACACGUGGAAAUAAAGUGGGCAUGGCCCGACCAAGAUCAACAUCCACACGCAAGCGUAGUCCCUACACCCCGGAAAGAAAAAUUCAAGUAGCUCAUGUUAGGAGAGUUGGGGCUUGUGGCGACUGUCGCCAAAGGAAGAUUGGGUGUUUUCAUGCUCUGCAAGUAGGGGCGGACAAUCUCAAGCUUCGUGAGCCUACAAGGCUGCCUCUCGUGGAGCAGGAAGACGUACCUUUAGUUCGAACGAGCUCAGGCAUAUCGGCUGGACUACCAUCCGUCAUGGACCAACACAAAGUAGCCGCGCAGUUCGACCCUGUCUGGGGAACAUCCUUUCCUAGUGCCAACAUUGAGACUCUAAUUACUCCGUUUCGACCGACGUUGAUGGGAUUCCCAGAUCAAAGCGAGAAGCCAAUGUCCGUAGGAGCAUACGCAAUCAAUCCUCAAGUCACAUUAACUGGCAGUAUACCUUGCUUUGACUACAGCCAGAGACUAAGCGAGGGCACUCACAACUUGUGGGCUCCAUAUCCUGACGUUCAGAUUACGUCCUACGCAUCGAGAGACAUAGCAUCAGCAUCACAUGGAGGAUUUCCUGCCGAGUCUGCUCUUCCCUUCCAGUGGGAGAACAAUCUUCCAGGUGGAGAUGGCUACCAUUUCGAAAGAGAGACUACCUACUUCGUUCCAGAUCCGUCUUACACCAACCAAGGAGGUAGCAACGCUUACCCGGCCAUGCAACUACUCUCCCUGGGUCCUCCAGCAAGUUCCUCUGCAAGACCACAUGACCAAAAAGGAUUCCCUCAAAGCUUCCACUAUUUUGAGACUCCUUCGAGUGAAGCCAAUGAUAAUUGGUGA